CCGGAGAGCCAGGGCUGGAAACGGCUGUGCAGUGAUCAGGGGCUUCUCACGGCGCUGUGGGGCCCCGGGGGGGACCCACGUGCUAGCGAUGGGGUCGCAACCCCCCGCUCCCUGAGCUGCGGGGGGGCCCCGGGCGUCCUGAGCGCGCACAACCCUCCUCCCGCGGCGGCAGCCCGGCGUCCGCCCACGCCCCGGCCCGCCAUUGGGGCCUGUGCCGGGAGCCCCUCCCCAAGCGCGGGCGGCAGCCGGGCCCGGGCCGCGCUGGGGGCAGCAUGGCCGGGGAGCCGCGCAGCCCGCCGGUGAAGGUGCUGGCCGCCCAGCUGAAGCGGUGCCGGCGGGCCGCGGGCGGGCCGUGGCUGCUGGGACGGGAGGAGGCCGGGCAGGGCCCGCUGGCGGUGCCGGUGGUGUGGAUGCAGGGCACGGUGCUGGCGGUGGAGGCCGGGGGCGCCCGGGGCGGCUCGGCCCGGCUGCAGGACGAGAGCGGCCCCUUCACGGUGCUGGGGGUGGAGCGGGUCCCCAAAGGGCGGCCGUGCCUCAGCGCAGGAAAGUAUGUAAUGGUGAUGGGCUUGGUACACUCCUGCAGUCCAGAGCCUAUUCUUCAAGCCGUGAAGAUGACAGAUCUUUCUGAUAAUCCUAUUCACAGAAGCAUGUGGAGCUUUGAAGUGGAGGAUUUGCACAGAAACAUUUCUUAGAUGCUGUGUGUUUUUGUCAGCAGCCUAAAGGACCUGGAAACAAAUAUUUGCUUUUACACCAUUUGGACCUCAGCUCAAAACAUUAGACUGUCAGGAAUAGUUAUAGCCUCAUCUGGAGAAUACUUUGAUAGACAAAAUUACUUAGUCCACUAACUAACAGUUUUAAGAGUUAUGGACAGGAGACCAAAUUUACCAUUGGAGAAAAUGUGUACAACUCCAUUGGCUUCAGUGAAUUUGACUGAGAUUCAAUAUUUAGAGAUUUUUAUGCUCAUGAUAACUCAUAGGAAGCUGGUUCAUGCCCUGUUCCAAUAAUGUUUUAUGCCAACAGACUAAACUGCAUUAAUUUUCCAAAAGUUUAUCUGAUGCUUUCCAAAUAAUAGUAGGUAUUUCAAUACUCGCUCCAUUAUUAUAGCUGUCAUCUCUUAGACUGUAGGGUUAGGCAGUCAUAGUACCAUAUUCUGUCCUCCAUUUGGCAUAACACUCUUGCUGCCAGUGUGAAUUCUAUAUCUGGAAUGAGGGCAGAAUGUGGUCCAUACUGUUUAGAUUGUGUUUAUGGUAAGGAAAUGGUACCUUUGCUCCAUGCUUUCUCUAUCAAGAACAUCCAUAUCCAGUUUGCUUUGUUUACAAGACACAUAUCUUUUCUAACUGUAACCAUAGUUUGGUGCCUAAAACUCUGCAGGUGCAGCAUUCAUCUCUACAAUAUUAAGAGUUGCAUGAUAACAAAACCUAUAGUUCCAGUAAACUAAACAGAGACUUGACACAGACUCACAGGGAGUAGAUUUAUCCAGGUCCAAGAAGUAAGUACUCUUGCCACAUCACACAGUAAGAUUACCUCAGCCUAAUUAUGCAUCUUUAUGUUAAGUUUUCUUUCCCUGGAUACACUGUCUCUUUAAAGUUACUGUUAAAUGUAUAUUAUUUUUACCUUUGUUACAUCCUCUUCCUGUAAAGGACAAGUGUAUGAUACUGCCCUUUUGUCCCCAAAAUAUUAUAUUUGCUCAAGUUUCAAUGAUAAUUCAUGCAUCCUAAAUAAAUACUACAUUAUGUAUAUACUGUAGCUCUGUAGGUUGGGGGAAAGAGACAAGUUCAACAGUAUCAAAUAACGUUAAGUAACUUUGAGCAUAUGAAAACAAGCUUUUUGCCUUACUAUAAACCACAAACUGAAGUUAAGAUCAGGUAUUGCACUUUGAACAAUGCUUUGAAAAUGCUAAUUCUCACAGUGCUAUCUUGAAGUAAAUAUUGUCCCCAUUUUUACAGAGGCCCCUUGGAGGGUGUUGAUGAAAGCGCCGGGAUCAGAACUUUGGGAGUGCGUACUUCCAUCCCUGAGUUUAGUAUUUGAGACCAUGUCACUUCAGAGGCCUGGGUAUAACUGAGAGGUUGUGUUAAAUGAGACCUUGUUGAUUAUAUGUGGGAUAAGCCAAGACAGGUGUACAGAAUUUUGACAGUAUGGGUUAAUUUUUUUUAAAAAUGUUGGGAAAAAGUCCACUUGUAAAAUGUAGCCUGCCAGCAAAUUCUUCUUCGUGUCAACAUUGUUAGACAACCAUUUUUAUUUUUUUGGUAGCAGGUCUCUUGACAUCUUAAUGGUUCUUAUUCUAAGAACUUGAAUUUCAUCUCAGAAGGAAGAAAAACAAAGUUCACCUUGACAUGCAAGGGAACUAGAUUGUGUGUAAAAAGUUUUGAUGAAAGGGGCCAAAUUCAAACUUUGUGUAAGGGAGUGCAACUCUGCUGGCUUCAGUAGACUUGUACCACUUACAUCACAGCUAAAUAUGGCUCAAAUACUCAUAGUUGGCCUUUACUCAUAGUUGACAAGUACAUAAUGCAACAGAUGUGAUAUAUAAAUAUAUAUAUAUAGUAUAAUGCAUGUUCAUUAAAUGUAUAACUCAGUAACAGUCUUUACUCAGUGUUGACUUAAAUACUGCUGACCUGAAUUUAAUUAGCAAUAUCUCUAUAUCCUCCCCACCCUCCUGGUUCAUGAAUAAGGGAAGCACCAGGGAUCGCGCUGCCGCUCCAGCUGCUGCCAGGGGGCAAACCCCUGGGGUCCUGCUGCCACUCUGGCUGCCGCCAGGGGGCCAGCUGCUGCUCCAGCUCCCCUGGGACCACUGCCGGGAGACACCGAGCUGUGGCGGUGCCAGCCGCCCACAGGACCACUGCUCAGGUAGUCUCCGGGGCCAGCUGCUUGCGCGGCCUUGGGAUCAGCCACACUCUCCGCUGCAGAAAUCACAGACCCCUACAUAUGAGCAAGCUAUGCCGCUCUAGUUUUUGGAUACUAACUAUUCUUUAAAGUUGAGAUUGGCCCAAACUAAAUCACUAGAUCUGACCAUCCCAAGCUUUGGGAUGUUUCAGAAUCUACAUGUGGAUCUAAACUUUGUAGUUGGAGUUCUCUACUUCUAUAAAAAUAAUUCAAAACUGGAGACAAACUCUUGGAAAAUUGGUUAUCUUUGUUUGGUGUAAAGCUACUACUAUAUUUGACAACUGUUGGCUUGUAGAAGUGGCCUAACUGUAGUGCAGCUUCAGAGUUUCUUUGUAACCAAAAGCAACUUACAAAGUAUACUGCAAAGAUUUUAUGUGGAUUUUAUAUAAUAGCAUUGGAUUGUUACACCAGCCUGAGUCUUUGAAACCAGGUUCUUUUCUAGAACUCAAAACUGAAACAGGUUCCUAAGAAAGUUGAACUUGGAGCUUCUUAGCAAAUGAACAGUUCUCUCUUUUCAGAACUUUUGACCUUGCUUCAUUUUUAUAAAACGGCAACAACCUUGUGUUUUUCUCAGUGAAUUGAUGUUGACUAGGCAUGGGGACAAUAUGUCCCAAGUUUUAUGCUAUUGUCAGUGGUUGUAUACUUUAUUGUGCAACAAUGUGAGUGAUUAAAUAAGUUUCCUUUAAGUCUUUCAAUUUCCUAGUCCACACAAUGACUUUCUUUUUCUCUAGAGCCUAGGUCUGAGAAGCUGAAUGAGAGGUGUACAUGUUCGUGUCCAUGUGAAUUUGAGUCCUUUGGGGUAAAUAAAGGAAAUAAGAAAUGGUUACUAUAUGAGUUGUAGGCACUAGAAAUACUGAGUACUUAGUAUUUUUCAAAGGGCUCGAUACUCUACAUCUCCCUGCAGGGAAGGCCAGUGUUGUUAUGUAUGGUUGCUGAGGUACAAUUAAGUGAACUGAUGUAACUUACUCAAACUUUGUGAUAGAGGUCGGUUAAGAACUCAGGAGUUCCUGGCUCCUGCAUUCUGUUCAAAGUGCACACCUGAUCUGACUAAACCACACACUUACUUGAGAGAAUAGUGAUAUGUUCCUUAUGCAGCCUUUCUGCUGUUUGCAAUUUGACAGUCUCAUUCGCAUACUAAAAUACUGUCUUUAUGUGAAGCAUAAAUAUUUCCACAAUGCCUCUGGCAAAAGCACUUCACAAAUCAAGCUGUCCUAAAAUUUUCAGUAACAACUUACGUCACUAGUUCUACUCUAGUUAGCAUUUUCGUGGCCAAGCAUCAGUUUUUAAAUACCAAAAAUCCUGAAACUACAGGUUUGAAUAGAAGUAGGGUCAAAUCCCAGGGACUCUUAAGGGACAUAUUCUAGGAGGGCUUGUAACUUCUGAGAAUCAUAAAAAGAUUUUAGGUGCUCUGAGUGAUGGUUUUUGCUCUGCCUCAAUCUGUGGCCACUGUAUGUUUUUCUCUUCUUGUCAUGUUCUGUAGAUAAAAUGCCAGCAGUGCAUUGCAAUUUCAGCUGCAGAGCUCCCUAAGCCAGUCAACAAGAAGUGCAACAAUGUGUAUUUUGCACCCUCCUACCCAAAGGCUCUGACAUAAUCCUCUGCCAGUUUGAGAUAUGCAAGACCUGAUCUGACCCAGUUCAGGGUUAAUGGGAGCUGCUUUUCCAUCACGAUGGCAUCCUGCCACCCUUUCUGGGGGAGGCUAUAAAUUGUCCAUUUAAAAAUCAAGAAGAAAACUUACCAUGCAAAACAAUAACAUAAGAAUGCUUAAAAAAUAAGCGGCCUGUUUUGUUAACAGGGAAUGGAUAAGAAAGAUAUUACAGGUUUCAGAGGUUGCUGCUGUUUUAACUCAACCAUAGUUUUGUACAGAUGUCCACUUUACAAGAAGCACUGCUCGAUGGCUACUUAUUGGCAUCUCUGUUGGCAGUCUCUGCAGAAAAUGGGCAUGGAGAAUGUAGUAGUCCCUCCAAGACACAGCUGGUACACAUUUAUGGGGCAGUGUGGGGAAACUUGUACUUAUUCUGUGGGUAAAGCAAGAAUGUUCAGUCUCCACGUCUGCCAGUCACAGACCUUUCACCAACCCUAAAUUCACUAGUAAAUAAUUUAUUUAAAAAGUAGCUUUGUUUUUUAAAUUGGCAUCUUGUAUUCAGCAAGUGCAUUAGUGCACUGUACAGACACUUUUAGAAUAACCUGUUUUCUUUCUUGGUUUGAGUUCUAUAUUAAUAUCACUCACAGUUUACUUUGUUUUUAGGGGUGUUUGGAGAAAAGAUUUUCUGUUUGAACAGCAGAGAUAGGAGGCAAAAAUCUAACGUUUUCUGUUGAACUUGGUGUUAGCACCACCUCCUGGUCAUUCAGUGGCAUGAGUGUACUGGUGGUACAUGCCAGCAUAGAUCAGUAUGCAUGUAUGACUCUAGGUAUAUUACUGAAUGCCUGUUAGCUUUCUCGCAUCUUUUACUGAUAGGUAUAUGGAUGCUCACCCUUUCAUUCCUAUAAGGUGAAUAGAUCUCAGAAAGGCUCAUGACGGGUUUAGUAUUGCCCAUCACACACCAAUUGUAUAUCAUAUUUGACAUUGUUUGAAAUGUAAAAUGUGGAAUAUUUAAACACUGAUUAAAUAGUAAUGUUUC
Messenger RNA from Caretta caretta (loggerhead turtle), 5498 nucleotides. RefSeq names its product RecQ mediated genome instability 2 (gene RMI2). Gene Ontology annotation, cellular component: cytosol; nuclear speck. The record is from RefSeq and is a predicted model, not a curated record. Gene Ontology annotation, biological process: negative regulation of double-strand break repair via homologous recombination; regulation of sister chromatid segregation; DNA repair. Lineage: Eukaryota; Metazoa; Chordata; Testudines; Cheloniidae.